AUGUCCCAUCAAAACCAAAUGGCUCACUUCCAAGCUUACCAGCCUAUCUAUGCUGACUCUGAAGGCAUUGUUCUUGGGCUACUAAAUACAGUAUUCAGACAAGGCCAACAAGGCUAUAUAUCGCUUGUAGAUUUCUUGCUAGUGCUUCUAACGAGUGAGAACACUGAGAUAAAGAGACGAACAGGACUACUCCUUUUAUCCAGGAAAAUCCCUACCAUUGUGUCGUUAAUCUUCCAAAAGUGCAAGAAUAAAAGAGGAUUGUUGCUGCGAACAGAGGAAUAUUUUCAUCGGGAAAUAGUCGGCGAACUCGACACUCUGAGCAAAUCGAAAGAGUUGCAGACUAGCCCAACACACACCCACUUGAAUAUAUUUGACAACUUUUCCCUGAAUCUAUAUUCUGAGUUGAUGGUUCAACGGUCACCAAUGCUGUCAAGGCUCCUACACUCAGUACUGGAUGGAAAAGCUUUGGCUAUUUCAACGAUUGGCAGCAUUAUGACGAGAUACACCAAUUCCCGCUGCAAUCUGUAUCAAAAGGUUAUGGGGACAUACCUCUUCAGCAACGGAACCAGUCGUAAGACGAUGGAAGCUUUAUCUCACGCCGAACUUUCAGUGUCAUACUCUACUGUCAUGAGGAUAUUGCGACAACUAACUGUAAACGCAUUGGCCGAUGUCCGAGCUGUAGCCGCAAACAAAAGCUGGUACAUUGUGUAUGAUAAUUUGAACUUUCGCCGAGUUAAGCAUGACCAGAGGUUAGACAACAGGGACAAUUUUGUAAGCGGCACCACAGCCACCCUUAUCCAGUGUGAUCCUACUAAUGGCGCGUUCAACCAAGGCUCAUAUGAACGGCUCUGCUUUAAGGACUUGAUUAUCAAUCGAGAUAAUGAUGCCCAUUUCCAGGAGGUAGCUACUUAUCAUCUCAUCAACGUGCUUAAGAGGCAUUACGAGGCAUUCAAGAGUCUCCAAAACGAUGCUCCAGUCAAGAACUUACUUCCGGCCAAAAAAUCCGAGACGUUUCCCUUGCCUUCGAUGGAUAUCAAUGAGUCAACUACGGAGGGCAACAAGGAUGUUAUUAACACAAUCAUCAACAACACCCUCCAACUUCCAAGAGAAUGGUUCAACAGCGAAAGACAUAUAGUGGUCGCAGGAGAUCAACUCACAAUCAAAAACAUUCGAUCUCUGUUAAAGUAUCGUCGGGACCAUUAUACACAUUAUAGCCGGCUAGAGUGGGUGAUCCCCUUGAUUCAAUUGUUCCACUUACAAAUGGUAUUUGCUGCUACCAUUCUACGUACAUAUUAUGGGUCAAUCACAACACCUGGAUCACUUGCACAUUUCGCGGAAAAGUUACGUCGAAAGAGGAUAAGCUUGGAAAAGCUGGAUUUCCAUGCUGUCAACGAACUGAUUCACCAAGUGUUCGAAGCUGUAGCAUGGAGAGCAUGGAGAGUGGUGAUGAAGAGCAGCCGUGGAGAGUCAUCAGCGGAAUAUGCUAGCAGGAAGGCAAACGAGAUUUUUGAAAAAUUUGUAUGUGGAACUAACUCCUUCCUUAACGAUAAUAAUAAGGUGUCAUUUAAUGGAUCGCUGCUCUUCCGAGACAUGAUGCUUUAUGUCGAAUUAUCCCAUGCUAUCAGGUCUGGCGACAUUGGUCGAAUCGAAGAGGUCAUAAAGUGGCUGACUAUAAUGUUUCAAGCAGGCUGUACCAAAAACUACGCACAUGAGCUUAUCCAUCUCCAAUGUGGUCUCCAGUAUGCAUGGCCUAAAGAAACCAAGAAUGCCAUUAUGUCGACGUGGCUAGUAAACACAAGCGGACGCCCAAUGGGCUUUAUCCCCGCCGACUUGUACCAAGAACACAACAAUCUGCUAAUAAAAGUUAUUCAUGCCGCCAAAGGACACAACGCGUCAAUGGACUUCAUUGCUAACUCCAUAUCAACCAACAUUGAAGCAUUCAAACGAACCUCAAUUCUAAUGGAAACAGAGUACAAAGUCGCCCGAAACCGAACAUACCACAAGUCCGUCAAAUUCAUUGAUGAUGUGACGAGCGUUUUGGAGACACUAGAGGAUAUUAAACUAUUCUCCAAGGAAUCAAAGCCCACAGUUGAAGCCAAAACGAAGCGCUGCAUAGACCGUUUCAAUGAUGGCGUUGCAGUACUUUCCGAGGGGAAACGUUUAGAGGCCAUAAAGCAGAAAAACAUGAGCCUUGAUCACAAUACCGAAAACUCACUGGAUCCGUUUUCUCUUGAAGUUGAUUUGACAGACGUAGACACCGACGAAAUUGAUCUCUUGACAGACCCUGCUGGGAAUGAAGUCGGAGAUUGUCCGAUUUUUUGGGAAGAUACCUUUGCAGAAUAA
This is a messenger RNA of Lobosporangium transversale, 2343 nucleotides long. RefSeq lists its product as hypothetical. Lineage: Eukaryota; Fungi; Mortierellomycota; Mortierellomycetes; Mortierellales; Mortierellaceae. The transcript has a single exon. Bases 1 to 2343 code for a protein of 780 amino acids. The record is from RefSeq and is a predicted model, not a curated record.